This is a messenger RNA of Pezoporus flaviventris, 3880 nucleotides long. RefSeq names its product cullin-associated NEDD8-dissociated protein 1-like. Gene Ontology annotation, biological process: SCF complex assembly; protein ubiquitination. The record is from RefSeq and is a predicted model, not a curated record. NCBI's taxonomy places the organism in Eukaryota, Metazoa, Chordata, Aves, Psittaciformes, Psittacidae. Bases 272 to 3847 code for a protein of 1191 amino acids. Gene Ontology annotation, cellular component: nucleus. The transcript is spliced from 16 exons.
CAACUCCAGCCUCAGGGGGGCGCCCCGCCGAUGCGGCCCUGAGGGAAGCGGGGACCCCGGCCCGGCGCCAUCUUCCCGCCGGCCGCCGCGAUGGCCAGCGCGUCGUACCACAUCUCCAGCUUGCUGGAGAAGAUGACCUCCACCGACAAGGACUUCAGGUUUAUGGCCACCAACGACCUGAUGAUGGAACUGCAGAAAGAUUCAAUAAAACUGGAUGAAGACAGCGAGAAAAAAGUGGUGAAGAUGCUUUUGAAGUUGCUGGAGGACAAAAAUGGGGAAGUACAGAACCUCGCUGUCAAGUGUGUUCAUUCUAGAAAUGCAAUUGAAUGGGUCAGUUCACCACAGGGCUCCAGAAAGUCUGGGCCCGCUGGUUGGCAAGGUGAAAGAGUAUCAGGUGGAAACCAUCGUGGAUACACUGUGCACAAACAUGUUGUCAGACAAGGAGCAGCUGCGGGAUAUCUCCAGCAUUGGACUGAAAACAGUCAUCUCUGAGCUGCCACCAACUUCCACAGGUUCCACCAUGACAGCAAACGUGUGCAAAAAGAUCACAGCCCAGCUGACAGGAGCCAUUGGCAAGCAGGAGGAUGUGUCCGUGCAGCUGGAGGCCCUUGACAUCCUGUCAGAUAUGCUGAGCAGACUAGGGGGAACACUCUACUCUUUCCAUUCCUCCAUCCUGAACUGCCUCCUGCCCCAGCUGACAAGCCCCAGGCUGGCAGUACGGAAAAGGGCCAUCAUUGCCUUGGGACAUCUUGUCUUGACCUGCAGCGGAAGCAUCUUCUCAGAGCUCACCGAGCAUUUGCUUGCUGAGCUGAAGAGGAAUGAAUCUACUUCUACUACGAGGACAUACAUUCAGUGUGUUGCUGGCAUCAGCAGGCAGGCUGGACAUCGCAUAGGAGAACAUCUGGAGAAGAUAAUUCCUCUGAUUGUUCAGUACUGUAACGUGGAAGAUGACGAGCUGAGAGAGUAUUGUUUUCAGGCCUUUGAGUCUUUUGUGAGAAGGUGCCCAAAGGAAAUAGACCCUCACAUCCCUAAUGUGAUGGGGUUAUGUUUGAAGUACAUCACCUUUGACCCAAACUACAACUAUGAUAAUGAGGAGGAGGAAGAGAUGAUGGAAACUGAAAAUGGGGAGGAUGAAGAGCAAGAAAGCGAUGAUGAGUACAGUGAUGACGAUGACAUCAGCUGGAAGGUCCGCAGGUCUGCAGCCAAGUGCCUGGAGGCCAUCGUCAGCAGCAGGCACGACCUCCUGCAGGACUUCUACAAAACCCUUUCCCCGGUCUUGAUAAGCAGAUUCAAAGAGAGGGAGGAGAAUGUCAAAGCUGACAUCUUCAGCGCUUACAUCUCCUUGCUGAGACAAACGCUGCCCAUCCAGAGCUGGCUGCAUGCAGCCGAUGCCUCCGGCAAAGAUGAUGUUCCUCUGAGGAUGCUUCGGAACCAGGUCCCCAACAUCGUCAAGGCCUUGCACAAGCAGCUCAAAGAAAAGAGCAUCAAAUCUCGACAGGGUUGUUUCAGCCUCCUGACAGAAUUGGCCAAUGUGCUUCCUGGUUGCCUGGCAGAUCACGUCCCUGCACUCAUCCCUGGAAUUGUUUUCUCCUUGGCCGAUAAAUCCAGCUCCUCCAACAUGAGGAUCGACACACUGUCCUUCCUUCACGUUCUUCUUUGCAACCAUCAGCCGGAGGUAUUCCAUCCUCAUAUCAAAAGCCUGCUACCUCCUGUUGUGACCUGUAUUGGAGACCCCUUUUAUAAGAUCACUUCCGAAGCCCUGCUGGUUACUCAGCAACUUGUGAAAGUUAUCAGGCCGUUGGACAAAUCCUGCACUUUCGAUGCCAAGCCUUACGUGAAGGACCUUUUUCCUGGUACUCUGAAGCGGCUGAAGGCAGCUGACAUCGACCAGGAGGUGAAGGAGCGUGCCAUCUCCUGCAUGGGACAGAUUAUUUACAAUCUGGGAGACCAUUUAAGCACUGAUCUCCAGCCAACCUUGAAGGUAUUUCUAGAGAGGCUCAAAAAUGAAAUCACCAGAUUGACAACAGUCAAGGCAUUAACCUUAAUUGCUAGUUCUCCCCUUAAGAUAGAUUUGAGACCCAUCCUAGGAGAAGGUUUCCCCAUUCUAGCUUCCUUCUUGAGAAAGAAUCAACGUGCCUUGAAGCUGAGCACUCUGACUGCCCUAGACAUCCUGGUGAAGAACUACAGUGACAGCCUCAAGCCUGCCAUGAUAGAGUCUGUCCUGACAGAGCUCCCUGCUUUAAUCACUGAGAAUGACAUGCAUGUUUCCCAGGUGGCUGUCAUGUUCCUUACUACUUUGGCUCAGGUUUAUCCCUCCUGCAUCUCCAAGAUCAGCGGCUCAGUUCUUGCUGAAAUCCUGCAGCUCAUCCAUUCGCCUUUGCUUCAGGGAGGGGCUCUGAACGCCAUCAUAGACUUCUUUCAUGCUCUGGUGCUGACGAAGGCGGCCCCCAUGGGGUACGCGGAGCUGCUGAAGCAGCUAACUGCGCCCGUUUACUGCUCCGGGGCAGCGGCGGCUCCGACAUUACACAAACAGGCCUAUUACUCUGUUGCGAAGUGUGUGGCAGCCCUGUCCUCAGCUUGCCCCAAGGAAGCCCCUGCGACAGUGAACCGGUUUAUCCAGGAUGUAAAGACCCCCAAGUCCAGCUCUGCUGUGAAGGUGCUGGCUUUCCUCUCGCUGGCAGAGAUGGGGCGCACCACCAACCUCAGUGCUCAGCGGGAGCUCAAAACCGUCAUCCUGGAAGCAUUCACGUCCAGCAGCGAAGAGGUGAAAUCCGCCGCUUCCUACGCGCUGGGGAACGUCAGCGUUGGGAAUCUUAAGGAGUAUCUUCCCUUCAUGCUGAAAGAGAUCGGAAGCCAGCCCAAGAGGCAGUACCUCCUGCUGCACUCUCUGAAAGAAGUGAUCAGUGCCUCCCCGGCCGACAGCCUCAAACCCUACGUGGAGGAUAUCUGGGCUCUGCUUUUCAAGCACUGUGAGUGCACAGAGGAGGGGACGCGCAAUGUGGUGGCUGAGUGCUUGGGGAAGCUGACUCUGGUGAAUCCCUCUGAGCUGCUGCCCCGGCUGAAAAACCAGCUGCCAUCAGGCUCUCCCCAUGCCCGGAGCACAGUGGUGACUGCAGUCAAGUUCACAAUUGCAGACCAACCUCAGCCCAUCGAUGCUCUCCUGAAAGGCUGCAUAGGUGACUUCUUAAAAACCCUCCAGGACCCGGACCUGAAUGUUCGACGCGUGGCUUUAGCCUUGUUUAAUUCUGCUGCUCACAACAAACCGUCUCUGAUCCGCGAUCUGCUCCCUGCAGUUCUCCCCAGCCUGUACAACGAAACGAAGGUCCGACGGGAGCUCAUCCGGGAGGUAGAAAUGGGGCCAUUCAAGCACACGGUGGAUGAUGGCCUUGACGUGAGGAAAGCUGCUUUUGAAUGCAUGUACACGCUGCUGGAAAGCUGCCUCGACCGACUGGAUAUCUACGAGUACCUGAACCACGUGGAGGAUGGACUGAAGGAUCACUAUGACAUUCGGAUGCUGACUUUCAUCAUGCUGGCUCGGCUGUCCACGCUCUGCCCCAGCGCCGUGUUGCAGCGGCUUGAGAGGCUGGUUGAGCCACUCCGGGCAACCUGCUCCACAAAGGUUAAAGCUGGUUCUGUGAAGCAGGAGUUUGAGAAGCAGGACGAACUGAAGCGAUCCGCCAUGAGAGCCGUGGCUGCUCUCCUGACCAUCCCUGAAGUAGAGAAAAGCCCAGUGAUGGCUGAGUUUUCAUCUCAGAUCAGAUCCAGUCCUGAAAUGGCGUCGCUCUUUGAGAGCAUUCAGAAGGAUUCUGCCUCCCUCUCCACCUCAGAGUCAAUGGACAUGAGCUAAGGUCUGCCCAUUUACUUCACCACCUUCCUGCCC